Corvus hawaiiensis (hawaiian crow) is the source of this 537-nucleotide messenger RNA. It is a transcript of the gene MRAP, whose product is annotated as melanocortin 2 receptor accessory protein. The coding region runs from base 76 to 351 and encodes 91 amino acids. Gene Ontology annotation, molecular function: corticotropin hormone receptor binding; type 5 melanocortin receptor binding; type 4 melanocortin receptor binding. Gene Ontology annotation, biological process: protein localization to plasma membrane; regulation of adenylate cyclase-activating G protein-coupled receptor signaling pathway. The record is from RefSeq and is a predicted model, not a curated record. Gene Ontology annotation, cellular component: endoplasmic reticulum; plasma membrane. Lineage: Eukaryota; Metazoa; Chordata; Aves; Passeriformes; Corvidae. The transcript is spliced from 3 exons.
UUCUGAGGGCGCUGAAGUACAAUGAAGCACAGGAGUGGGUCGGAGUUCUGAGCUGGCUUAAAAGGCACCACUGACAUGGCUAACAGAACAAACUCCUCUGAGUAUUUCUGGUCUUAUGAAUAUUACUGGGAUUACAUAGAUCCAAUUCCAGUAGAUGGAAGCAAGUUGAAGGUUAAUAAAUACUCCAUCGUCAUUGCCUUUUGGGUCGGCCUUGCUGCAUUUGUGAUGUUUCUUUUCCUUAUUUUACUGUGUAUGUCCUGCUCUGGAUCAACCCCAGCAAACACGGCUACGAACGGCAGUGCAGGGUCGGGCAGGAGUUCAUUAGGCAGUGACUGCGCUCGCGCUAAUUAAUGGUCACGAGAGCAGCCAGAGCAGCUCCCCGGGCGAAGCGCUUGCCACUGGAAUGUGUUGGAAUCACUGUGCGAUCCCAGCGGUUCGAAGUUUGGGAAUGCUGUGGGACAUGUUCAAGGUGUCAUUAAUGUAUUUUUUAUAAAGCCACCAAGGAGUGGUGGAAGAAAAUAAAUAAUAUUGCUUAUC